AUGCCCGUUGACCACCGCUUUUGGAACUUGCCAAAUGUUCCUCUCGCUGAUCCCAAGUUUCAUGUUCCUGGCAGAAUUGACCUUAUCAUUGGAGGAGAAACCUAUUGGAUGUUGCACACUGGUAAAAAGGUCCUGCUUGGCCCCGAUCAACUCUUUAUGGUCGAAAACCGGUUUGGGUGGACGAUGUCUGGUACUGUUAUUCCGGAAUCUACCUCGCCACCAGUUUGCAGUGUAUCGACGCAAAUCGAUCGCCUUGAAGCUGCUAUCCAGAAGUUUUGGGAACUGGAGACCCUGUCCUCCGGUCCUGCCCACUCACCAGAAGAAAAGAGCUUCGAAGAGAUAUAUGCCACUACCACCACUCAAGAAUCAUCAGGAAGGUACAGUGUCCGCUUACCCAAAAGUGAAAAUACAGAUGUUGUCCUUGGUGAACCGCGGUCGAUCGCCGAACAAAGAUUUUUCAGUCUAGAACGUCGUUUAAGCAAAGAACCUGAAAUCUACGACGCUUACCGAUGA
Messenger RNA from Topomyia yanbarensis, 513 nucleotides. RefSeq lists its product as uncharacterized. The record is from RefSeq and is a predicted model, not a curated record. NCBI's taxonomy places the organism in Eukaryota, Metazoa, Arthropoda, Insecta, Diptera, Culicidae. Bases 1 to 513 code for a protein of 170 amino acids. The transcript has a single exon.